UAUAUAUAUAUAUAUAUAUAUAUACAAUUGAAAUAUACGCGUAUGUAAAUUUUGCAUUGUUCAGUGCUUCAUUUAUAAAAUUCGAUCAACAUUAAAAGUGAUUUUAAUGUACGCGAUGUGCUGUCACAAGUGAAAAAAUUGAAUAGUGUCUGUCUAUGUGUCCAUUAAUUCAGCGGAGUCGCUAGUUUGCUAAUUUAAAACGAAUAUCAAAAAGUAAAGAAGGAAAUUCACUUUGGGCUAAAAGAGAAAUUGGGGAAAAUACAAUAAAACCUCAAAAUAAAUGAAACAUCCGCACAUCCGCAUACUGUUCUGGUAUACAUAGGUGUAAAAAUAAUACAAUUGAAGUGAUAAGUAAAAAGAGAAAAAAUCCAAUUGCAGCAAGUAGCGUCGUCAGUUUGCUUGCUUUCGACAAAUGUAAAAAAUUCUUGUGCUAAUUUGGUUCGAAGAUCUAAAUGUGGCAGGCAUAUCUAUGUAGAAGCAUUCAGUGCUCUAAAGUUUUAAAGUAAACGAAUAAGCAAAAAUUUAUAAUAGUAUCCCCAAUUUCCCAUGUCCAAUCAAUAUACCUACAGCUUAAAAGAAGAAAAAGCUAUUCGAUAGUCAGUAAGUGAGUGAGUGUGUGAAUGACUAAGUGCCGACGAAAGAGUGAGGUGAGCGUGACAGUGUUGGCAAGAGAAAAAGCCAAACAGCUUAAUAAAUUCAGUAAAAAAUUACAACGCGUUUAUUUACAAGGCAAAAAAAGAAUCGACGACUUUACCGCCGUCAUCGAAGAAUACGCCAUAAAACAACAAUAAAAGGAAUAAAAUAUACCAAAAUACCCAGUUUAAAUCCCAAUAAAAAGUGGCUAAUAAGUGAUGGCAUUAGCGCGUAAAUUAACCGAAAGAAUAUAUGAGAUAAAAGCACAUAAUGGCAACGUCACUUGUUUGGAUGUUGGUGAAACAGGCCGUGUUUUAGUUACCGGUGGCAAUGAUCGCAAUGUCAAUUUGUGGGCAAUAGGACAAACAGAAUGUUUUAUGUCAUUGACGGGCCACAACCGACCCAUAGAUUGUGUUCGUUUUGCCUACAAUGAUGACUUUGUAUAUUCUGCUGAUGAUAUAGGUAUCAUCAGGCGGUGGGAUCUAAAUGCCCAAACAAUAUGCUCCACACUGAAUGGUCAUAUGAAAAGUGUGAGGACCUUGGAUUUCAACCCGUCAGGAGAAUAUGUUGUGUCCGGAAGCAAUGACACCACAGUAAGGCUUUGGGAUGUCCGAAAUCAAAACAAUUGCAUGAAAAUCUAUCGUGGACACAUCUCGCAUGUAAAUUCAGUGAAAUUCUCACCCGAUGGCCUGUGGAUUGCAUCUGCUGGUACGGAGGGCUCUGUCAUUAUCUGGGACAUACGAAAGAGCAAACAGAUUAUGGAAUUUUGUGAUAAGCCAGCUGGUGCUGCCAUCACUUGCAUUCAAUUUCAUCCAUUCGAAUUUCUGUUGGCUGUGGGCCGUGUCGAUGGCACUGUCAGCAUUUUCGAUUUAGAAACAAAACUGUGUGUUACGCGUACAGAUGCCACAAGUCUAUUUUAUGGCCAUCCCAUUAAGUGUAUAACUUUUAGUGACAAUGGCGAAUGUUUGUUUGUCGGCACUGCAGCGGCUAUUUCGAUUAUUGGUUGGGAACCAGAUCGCGAAUUUGAUCAUAUACAAUCAGCAUGGACAGCAUUGGGUGAUAUGAAAAUUGUUAAUAGGCGAUUGAUAUGUGGCUCGCAUGAACAGGAGUAUGUUAGCAUUGAUGCUCUUAGUGUAAAUCGUGUUUUUCCGUUUUACAAUCCAUCCAAUAAUACAACACCUGCCUUUAGUCACAAUUCCACAACUCGCAAGAGUUUUUCGAGAGGCAAUCAGAAGCUGCGUCUAUCGAUUGGUGGAACAAAACCGUCCCGGUUGGUUGAGGAGAAUGAAGAAAACCGUAGUCCUAGUUUAGAUGGUCACUCUUCGCCGAAUCUUAGUCUAGAGCUGGUGGAUGAAAACCCCCUUGAGAAUGCCAUACAUUCGCCUAUGUUACCAAAUGCUAACACUCAUCCUCUCAAUAAUGGACAUCAUGGCAAUCAUUCUGUGAAUAGUAAUUUUACAGAUUUCGAAAAUAGUUUCACCUCCAUGAGUGGCAGUAGUGUUAGCAUCAAUGUACCCUUAAAGAAGACGGCAUCGCCGUCCCCGUAUCACUAUCCGUCCAUAGCUUCUAGUACAGCCUAUAGCAGUUUAGGAGUUUUGAACUUCGAUGGACCCAGCUCAUUGAAAAUGCCCGGCGAACGAGGUGAUUUGUAUCACAAAUACGAUCAUUAUACAGAUCCGUUCAACCAGGAUAGUGAGAUAAAUUUUAACGAAAGUUUCCCGCCUGUUAUUAACAACUACGACAACACUGAAAUGGUGGAGGAUUUUCCCAUAAAUCAAGGCUCUACAAUACCGCCAGGAUCAGUGGCAAACUCAUCGACAGGACCAGCUAAUGGAGCCAGCAGCAAUUCGGUGAGUUCAACAACAAACUCCACACAUUUUGUCCAUCCACCACCAAAGAGUGUCAAAGCAACCGCAAAAACAACAUCACACAUAACAAAACGUACUACACAAGUGACGAGCGGCGGCGUCAAAACGAGUGCGUCCUCGACAUUUCAGCAACGCAACAAAUUGUCCCAAGUGUCGUCAGUAAGCACUACUGAACUGCACAAAAUGGACGACAAUAUGCUCAUUAAAAAGUCCGCUUCAUCACACAUUGUUGUAAAUAAGAACAAGGCACAUGUGAAUAAAGAGAAUGCACGCAAUAAGAAUAUCACCGUGCAAAUAAUAACUAAACCUCCGACACGAUCACGUACAUCGCUGGAGUUAAGGUCACCACAGAAACAGCACCAGUCCGCCGUAGCACAAAGGCAAACACAACGCAUUUCUAGUUAUACCAUGGAUAGUACUAGUAAUGGCUCAGCAAAUAUUCCUAUAAGUUAUCGCGCUGACCCGUCAUUACUUACCCACACCGGUUUCAACCAAAAAAGCUUUAAUAAUCGCAUGGACGAUGUGCCGGAGAUCGAAAUGCUGUCAGCAACACACGAACAAGUGUAUCAGGAGCUAAGUAAUCGUAAUGCAACAUUACAGAUUAUACGCAAUUCAACAAGAUCUCAUGACGUCCUUUCCGCCCUCCGCCAAGCCAUUAAAAUGGGUCGGACUAUUUUUGUAGAUCUAUUAGGGGCUAUAUUAGAAAAAACAUCAUCAUGGAAUUUAGAUUUAUGUAUUCUACUAUUACCGGAAAUAUAUGAACUUCUUCAAAGUCAACAUAAAUUUCAUUACACGAGGGCUUGUGAUACACUACGUGUUAUACUUUCAAACUUCUUGCCAAUUAUUCAGGAUAACCUUGAUCCAUGGGUUAAUGGUUUGGGUGUUGAUGUCAGUCGGGAGGAAAGGCAUCGUAAAUGUCUAGAAUGCCAACGGUGGUUGUUGCAGAUACGUAACUUGCCCGAGUCAAAUCAUUUUGGCAGUACACUAACGCAGCUACAGAAUAUGAUUGUUAAUAUUUAACCACAGCAUUACCGUCAGAAAUAACGCACCACCCACGCAACACAUCCCUAGUUUGUAUACUUAUUUAACUAUAUAUUAUAAUCUAUUGUCUUUAUUAUAAUCCAUAUACAACUUACAUCAAUUCCCCACAUUUGGCUUUAAAAAAAUGUCUGUGUUUAUUUCCUGUUUUUUUUUUUCAUUAAUUUUUGUUAAUUUAUUAAUACAAUUGUCAAAUAGAAGUAAAAACAAAAAAUAUAUACUCAAGCAGAGAAAAGUUUCAAAUGUUCUCGACAUAAAAUAAAUGGAGAAAAAAUGUCAUUUCAAUUUGGCUUAAUCUCAUCCAUGCUACUUCUUCCCAGUUAUCCCAUUUGUGAUUUCUUCAAUUGGUUAAUAAUAGCAGCUGCAGGCAGCAAAAUUUCAGUCAAAUUAACUGCUCUGUCCCUGUUUGGUUUUUGUUUGAUAGCAGUAAGCAACAACCACAAAACUGAUCUGAUUUUAUAACACCAAAACUAAUUUUAUGUAGAUGUUAUAGUUUAAUUUUUUUUAAAUAAAUAAAUUGUUGUUUUAGUUAUUGCAAAUUAACACAGUAGUCCCAAAUGAAAGCUAGAUUUUAGCUAUCCUAAGUUUUGUUUUUUAAGUUACGUAUGUACCUAGCUGUACUGUAUUUUGUAAUAUCAUUGGUUUUGUGAGCGUCGUAUAAUAUAAAGAUUUGUAUGCAUGCAUGUGUGAUUUUA
Stomoxys calcitrans (stable fly) is the source of this 4234-nucleotide messenger RNA. It is a transcript of the gene kat80, whose product is annotated as katanin p80 WD40 repeat-containing subunit B1. Gene Ontology annotation, cellular component: katanin complex. Gene Ontology annotation, molecular function: microtubule binding. The record is from RefSeq and is a predicted model, not a curated record. Lineage: Eukaryota; Metazoa; Arthropoda; Insecta; Diptera; Muscidae. Bases 852 to 3521 code for a protein of 889 amino acids. Gene Ontology annotation, biological process: microtubule depolymerization; microtubule severing. The transcript is spliced from 11 exons.